AUGUUAAUAAAGUUAAGUAUUGUACUAGUGACGCUUGUUACAAGGGGAUUAUGCAACAACAUUUUGACGAGUCCAGUAGAAACGGAAGGUGGCCGAGUAGUUGGUCUUCAACUGUCAACUUUGCCAAACGACAUUCCGUACUUUUCGUUCAGGGGUAUUCCUUACGCUGAACCUCCAGUAGGGAAUUCCAGAUUCAAGCCUUCUCAACCAAAGCUGCCGUGGUCGGACGUUUUGUAUGCUUUGAACGACAAAGAAAAAUGUCUCCAGAUGAAUAAUGGCCAAGUUUCGGGAUCGGAAGAUUGUCUGUACUUAAAUGUGUACACGCCAAAUACUAAUAUUUACGGAGGUUUGAAACCAACGAUCGUUUGGAUUCACGGGGGAGCUUUUACCACAGGGAACGGCAACAGUUCAUACUACGGACCUGAUUUCCUUCUGGAAGAAGAAAUAGUUGUCGUAUCGAUUCAAUAUCGCUUAGGACCUUUGGGUUUUCUAAACGUAAAUCACCCAAGCGCUUCCGGAAAUAACGGCCUCAAGGAUCAGAACUUGGCUUUGAAGUGGAUCCAGAGGAACAUCCGCAAUUUCGGAGGUGACCCGAACAAAGUGACACUGAUGGGCCAAAGUGCGGGUGGUGUGGCGGUGGAUCUCCAUAAGUUGUCAAACAUGUCAGCUGGUUUGUUCCAGCACACAAUUUCCAUGAGCGCAUCUCCUCUUUGCACGUACUGGGCGUUCCAAAGUUACGAGGAAGCAGAAGAACAAGCCUAUUCCCUUGGAUCUAAAUUUGGAGUGAAAAGCAGAGACGCGGAUGCUUUGGUGAAAAAGCUUUUAGAAGUACCCGCGGAAGAAAUAAUUCAGAAAUCCAGCGAAUUGCCCAUGAUUCCUUUCAGACCCACGUUGGAGCGAGCCGAUGUUGCACCCGAGGAGCCGAAAUUCAUAACCGUGUGUCCACCGAAAAAAUACUAUGACGGCAAUUACAAUAAGGGCCCCCACAUGAUGGGUUACACCUCCGCUGAAAUAUUGUCAAUGUCAAGUACUCUCGACGAUUUAAUUAAAUGGCACAAGGGAGCAGCGCAGUCCAUCAAACGGUACAAAAUCGCAAAAAUUUUCCCAACCACGUCGGAGAUCUUGGCCAUAAAGUUUGAGGCAAUAGCAACGUUAAAAAGAAAAGCCUUCUCCAAUCUGAUAAAGCGAUUGUCUGAUGUUUAUUUUGUGUCGGGGAUCGAUAUGACGCAGCAAUUACUAGCUAAAACGAAUGAAGCGCCAGUGUAUUAUUACCGCUACGACUUCAAAUCACCGGAAUCGGCUCACAAAUCCGAGGGAAUUACGAUACUCGAUGGCGUAGCACACGAGGACGAACUGCCAUACAUAUUUCAUCGCCCGCACUUGAAGAUGUCUUUCCGUGAUCCUGAAAUUGCCCGCAAUAGAGAUAGACUCGUUCGAAUGUGGACGAAUUUCGCGAGAUACGGGGAUCCGACUCCAUUCGGUGCCGAAGAUGGACGAUUGGAUGGGGUGACGUGGCCAGACUCGGGCAAGGAUGGAGCUCAUUUAGAAAUCAACGGCAAUCUCACAAUCGUCAAAACUCGUCGGACCAAUCCUUUGAUAACUCUGUAUCAAAAAUUAAAUUUCGGUGACUCGAAUAUUUACAAAAACUGCAAUCAAAGUGUGGUGAGCGACAUCAUUAGCGGAGUCAUGAACAUUCCUGUCGCUGUUGUAGAAAUCAUUUCUCACUUCAAAAAAUACUUUGGAUAG
This is a messenger RNA of Copidosoma floridanum, 1746 nucleotides long. RefSeq names its product juvenile hormone esterase-like. The record is from RefSeq and is a predicted model, not a curated record. NCBI's taxonomy places the organism in Eukaryota, Metazoa, Arthropoda, Insecta, Hymenoptera, Encyrtidae.